UGGGACCCCAGGGCUUCGGACUGCAAUACGGUCAUGUAGCCCAAAUUAUUGGGGGCUAUAUGACCGUAUUGCCCGAGAUUAUGAGAAAGACCAUUAGCGUGUGCAACAAAAGUCAUAUAGUUUCCUUGCCUACCAAAUCGCCAUGCGCAACACAAUGCCAAAUUUACUGGAUUUCCUGGAUGACUUUUCCUUUGUAAUUCCCUGACAUGCGAAUGCUCUUCGCAGUCGGUCUGCAAAACUUCCGCGUUGUUUGAGGGAGGGACAAGAAAUCACGGAGCAUAAAUAUUAGCUCACAGAGCGUUUGGCGGCAGUUGAGGCGCUGACAAAAACACGCAACAUCGGCGGAAAGAUGUCUGAUACACUGUCUUCAUCUUCAUCUUCAUCUUCACCAUCAAGUGAUUUCUCCGGCACAUGCAGCAUUCAUGGAAAUGCUGUGGUCGUCUACUGCAAAGACUGCGAGGUGACGGUCUGUGGCACCUGCCUGACCGACCGCAGUCAUCACAAGCAUGAAUUUGAUACGCUGAAGAGCGGCUUUGAAUUACAGAUCGAGGCAGUAAAAAAACGAGUGAAAAGCCUUAAGACUAGCCUGAUGAAGCAGACUGCUAUCAAAUCUCAGGUGGCUAAAGCGAAGAAUGAACUUGAGGAGAUGUUCGCCGUGGCAAAAGAAAAUGUAGCAGAGCAGUACCGGGAGAUACGGGAACUGAUGGAUCAGAAUAUGCAGCAGGCGUUCCUGCUGAUACAGGCCCUGAACCAGAGCAUGAUUCAGGACAUGGAUCAACUAGUUCGAUUUGGGGAAGAAUACGAGGAGAAGAAGAAAUUCGUUCAGCAGACUGUGAAACAGCUCCAAAGAACGCAGGACACAGAUGAUGCUACCAUAAUCAUGAUUGAGGAAGUGGAUGCAGGAAUUGAAGAAAUAGAAGAUUAUCACAGAAACUUUUUGGAUGUAAUAACGUUUGACAACAGAAGACUGAAGGCUCUUGAAGAUUCCAUUUCAAGGAUUGUGCAAAUGAACAAGGAUCUGCUGCCCCGGCCAUGGGAAUUUGGAGAGAAUAUCACUUUUGAUGAUAGUAGAACUCAUGAACACCUGAGGAUUUCUGGAGACAAGACCAAGGUGCAAUACGGCGUAUCGCUUUACCCCAACAAAAGGCAAAAAAGGAAGCAAAAAGAGACUGUGGCCAAUGUUCUGGCUUCCCAGUCCUUUACUGAGGGGAGUCACUACUGGGAAGUGAAUGUAAGGAACACAGGGCGCUGGACUGUAGGUGUGGUAGAUCAGGGCUGGUUGAAGAAGGGUGUCCAGCAGGCUCUGGGCCAAGACAGGCUGUCAUGGGCUCUGCAGAUGGAUGGGGACUCGCUGGCAGCCCUGCACAAUGAUGACACCAUCAUGAUUAGAGAGUCAGUGAUAGAACGGCUGGGAGUCUUCCUUGACUUCAAAAAGGGAAGACUGCAGUUCUUUAAUGUUCUCAGCGGAACUGUCCUGCACACGUUUGCGAGUAAGUUCAAGAAUCCCCUUUCCCCUGCCUUCAGCAUUGAAUCUCAAGAAGGCAGCACAGCUGUGAUGAGAAUUUGUGCCCUCAUGCCAAGGGAUUUAGAGAGAAGUUAUAGCAGAGAGGACCGGAGAAUGUCAUCAGAUUCAGGCAUUGGGAGAGCUAUGAACGUCCCCAUUGGUGCUUUUGUACAAAGCAUGGGCGAGGUGAGAGAGGACGGUCAGUCCAUUACAUCUACAAGCGACGAUCCCUCACAGGCCUCAGAUCAGUCAUCUGACCAUGACCAUGCCUCUGCCAUACUCUGACCCUAAUCCUAACCCUAAAUUGAGAAGGUGGAUGUUUUCAAUAGUACAUCAUGCAUUUUAAAUAGUAACGGAGAUUGAACCAAAAUUGAGGCCUUACGUUUUCAUCUUGUCAUCUUAUCUGUAAAUCCAUUGUAUGUGCUGACAUGAAGUUUACUGUGUGUGAAUGCACGUGACCCAAAAGCACACAAAAAAAGCCAUAAUUUUGUGUUCAUUAAGUUUAAAAGUGUAAUCAUUUGGUAUAUUACAUGCAUAUAGAAACAAAGUGAUUGUUAACUUUAUUGCUCAAACUGGGGUAUAGUCCUGUAUUUUGCAACUUUAACCCUCUUUUACAGAAAGCACAUAUUAUUUACAUUUAUAUAUAUACAUAUAUUUAUUUUGCACAUUGGGGUAUUUUGUAUCAUUUGGGGGUUAAAUUCACCAUAUCAUGAAUAUAAUUAUAUUUGUAUUUAUUAUAAUUAUUUGUUCUUUAUUGGAUUUGUAUUACAAAUAUUAAUAAAAUAUGCACUAAGGUAUAUGUACAAUCAUAUUUACAUAAGGGCUGGGAAUAAUAAAUGUUUUUAAUUUUUGAUGCCCAUAUGUUUGUCUUGAGGUUUAACCACUGAAUUCAUCUGCAAAUAUGUAUUAUGAAUGUCAUCUAAAAUUAAUCACAUGUUGAAAUAAAUUUUACUUGAAAUGGAAUCAAUGUUAUACAUUUCUAGACAUCUGAUUUUAUUGUAAUAAUUGUACUGGCUAAUAAAAUGUUUAAUUCACAA
Anguilla anguilla (European eel) is the source of this 2541-nucleotide messenger RNA. Its product is annotated as E3 ubiquitin-protein ligase TRIM39-like. NCBI's taxonomy places the organism in Eukaryota, Metazoa, Chordata, Actinopteri, Anguilliformes, Anguillidae. Gene Ontology annotation, molecular function: protein binding; zinc ion binding. Bases 350 to 1789 code for a protein of 479 amino acids. The transcript has 6 exons. The record is from RefSeq and is a predicted model, not a curated record.